This is a messenger RNA of Spizellomyces punctatus DAOM BR117, 1207 nucleotides long. RefSeq lists its product as uncharacterized. Gene Ontology annotation, cellular component: nucleus. Lineage: Eukaryota; Fungi; Chytridiomycota; Chytridiomycetes; Spizellomycetales; Spizellomycetaceae. The coding region runs from base 1 to 1071 and encodes 356 amino acids. The transcript has a single exon. The record is from RefSeq and is a predicted model, not a curated record. Gene Ontology annotation, molecular function: protein heterodimerization activity; histone binding.
AUGGCAAGCGAACCGACACCGACUUUCUCAGGUUUCUUUUCUCUGGCUUCUAUUCAGUCAAUAUGUCCUUCGACCCCAGUCCAAUAUGGCGAUGUGGCUCAUCAGCGCUUGCAAUCUCAGCUGCGUUUGAAGAUGGCUUGGGAAAGCAUAUACGAGAAGUACGGACAGGAGUUCCACGAUGCCGACGAAAUUGACUUGGAAAAAGAGGAAAUUGUGGUGGAUAAAGGUUGGGUACGAAACCAUGGGGUCCACGUUUUUGGGAAAGUAUUCUAUCAAAGUGAGGACGCAGAGCUGCGUUCAGACGAUACAGGCUUGGACACCGACCGUGCGUUCGAGACUCCGGCGCGGGUCCAGGUUGCUGCAAGGCAUAUGUCGCGCAAAAGGAAGACCAUAUUAGACGACUGUGCAAUGACCUCGGUCAAAAAGACAAAAUGUGGACCCAUAGUUGCGCGGAUUUACACGCUCCCUGCAGAUGAUAAAGCCGCGCAGAAGCUCCUGUAUGACGACGAGGCGUUUGAUAAUCUUCUUCCCCAACACCCGAGCACCGCACCGUGCACACCUUUUCGUACCUUGAAACCUACGGGAAGACUACUCAAAGGGCACAAGACAGCAUCGAGAGUGCCAAGACGUGGCACACCCUCCCUUGCCAUCAACGCUUUAGCGACGCCUGUGAGAUCAAGGGUGGCAAGUGUCCUGGCGGAUCUGGAUCUGAACGCUGAUCUUGAUCUUUUGACUACCCCUCAUAAGACAUUGGAGAGCGAGGCGUCGAGGCUUGAAAAAGUUCGACUAUCACCAGGCAAAAAGGACAUGCAACUUCCAUCAGAGGAGGCGAAGCAGGGAAAGGAUGAGAAUGGGAUAUUUGUCAGAGUGUCCCGCGGGAAGGCGGCAGCUCGGCCGAGGAAAUGGUUGGCGAUCAAAGAAACUGGAGAUGUUGAUGAUGUGGUCAUUGUGAAGGUCACACCAGGGAAAAAACGAGGUGUGUGCCUGUCUGCCAUAAAGCCCGAUACAGACGCCAAGCCGGAACAAUUCCCGUCCCCUGCUUGCUCCAUCCACAUGUCUGCAAGUGACUAAUGAAAGUAGCAGCAUACGGCCGGUCCAGUCACAAACCUCCACAGUCUCAAGAGUCAAUUUAUGUAAAUAAUAACCGUAUGUUCGCAAUAAAUAUAUAUUAAAUAGCCCUGAAUUCUGUCAAUGCACAGAAAAGAAG